UCGUGACCGACAAAAUUAAGAAAAAGAAAUGUAUUUACAACGAUUUUUUGGAGUAAUUUUGUGUAUAGCUAUCGCGACAAUUGCAAACAUCGAUGGAACUGAAACAAAACCUACUUGGGAGCAAUUUUCAUCUUGGAAAUACGGCGAAAUAAAAUCAUUCCUCGAUGGUGUUCGUGAAAUUUUGAGAGAAGUUAUACGCAAAAAAUCAUCCGUAACAUUGCUGGACAAGCAAGUUGGAAAAGACUUGCAAUACAAGAUAUUCAAUGGUCACAUAGAUAAAUUUUCAAAAGUGGGGUUUACCAUUCGCCACAUGCGUUCAAACGAAGGAAUAACAGUACUACAAUCUUUUUAUUGGCCGAAACUUGAGGUGUAUUACGAUUACAAAAUUAAUGAAGAUGACGAACCCAAAAAGAUCCGAUGCACGAUCGAACCAAUUGAUGUUCGCCUUAACUUUGAUAUCAACAGCGAAAAUAAAACCGUACUGUUUUCGAAAAUUGAUUUUAAUAACGGUGCCGUGGAGAUUUUUAUGGAAGACAGUAACUCGGUUGAACUGAUAAACGAACCAAAUCUCUCUUCGGAUCUCCAAGAAAUCAUCUCGAGCGAGAUUACCGUACAAGCAAGUGAUCUGUGGGCACUAAUUGUCGAUCGUGUUAACGAAAACUCAAUAUCGAAGUACACUUACGACUCUGUGAUACCGGUCGAUCAUUAACACGACUGCAUAAAUUUUAUU
Messenger RNA from Trichogramma pretiosum, 730 nucleotides. RefSeq lists its product as uncharacterized. Bases 29 to 709 code for a protein of 226 amino acids. The transcript has 5 exons. The record is from RefSeq and is a predicted model, not a curated record. Lineage: Eukaryota; Metazoa; Arthropoda; Insecta; Hymenoptera; Trichogrammatidae.